This is a messenger RNA of Nylanderia fulva, 4629 nucleotides long. RefSeq names its product G-protein coupled receptor rickets (gene rk). Gene Ontology annotation, molecular function: G protein-coupled peptide receptor activity; protein binding; protein-hormone receptor activity. Gene Ontology annotation, biological process: hormone-mediated signaling pathway; adenylate cyclase-activating G protein-coupled receptor signaling pathway; activation of adenylate cyclase activity. Gene Ontology annotation, cellular component: plasma membrane. Lineage: Eukaryota; Metazoa; Arthropoda; Insecta; Hymenoptera; Formicidae. The record is from RefSeq and is a predicted model, not a curated record.
CGAGGCUUUGGACGACAUCGGUUCAGUCGGUGAAUGUACCGCGGUGCGAGUGGGUAGGGUCGCCUACCUGGAACCUGGAACGCACCGAAGAGUUCAUCGCUGGAGACUCACCAUCUCUCUCUUUCUCCGUAUAUCUCGACUGGUUCUCUCCGAAACUGCCUCUCUCCAAGUGUGUACCUCCUCGUGCUCCCGUCCACCCUCAUCAAGCGGAUCCUUACGGGGGUGCCGGACAUGGACGAGGAGGUGAUGAACGCUGACGAGGUGACCGUCCGUCCUGGGCGCGGCGAACCCCUGGGGGAGCGAGAGCUCUGUAAAAGCUGAAUUAAGUAUACGAAGCGCCCUUGGGAGAGAUCAUCAUCGGCCGGCAUGUGCACGCGGUCUUGCCGGAGAGGGGUCAUCUCGGCUUGGAUCAUCAGCAUCAUCAGCCUCAUCCUUCUCCGGUGGAGCGCUACCGCGGGGAGCGCGAUAACCCCAGCGUGUAACGUCACCGCCGACGGGCGGGAGCUGUUGUGUCGCGGCGCCGAUUUGUUCUCCGUCGAGCCGAUCCGAAACGUUCAUCUCUUACGGACCGUUAACGUCACCAAAAUUGAUUUAACCAACAAUAAUAUAACGGACAUUCCAAUAGGUGCUUUCCAUCAAUUUCUCAACCUCGAAAUUUUAUUUCUUCGACGUAAUCACUUGCAAACCAUUCACAACGACGCGUUUAUAAAUUUGGGGAGCCUUUGUGUACUAGAACUUGAUGAGAAUUAUUUGACUAAUAUACCGGUUGCUGUUGUAAAUCUACCUGGCCUCAAAGAUUUAUCUAUAUCGAACAAUAGAAUAGAACAACUCGCAGGAGAUGCGUUGCGCCAUGCUGAUGAUUUGGUGUCGCUCGAUUUGCGCGGAAAUCCCAUUAAGGAGAUACACGAGGAGACUUUCCAAAAUCUUGGUAAACUUCGUAAAUUGAUAAUAUCGAAUGCAAAGGAGUUACGGUUUUUUCCUAAUCUGAAUGGAGCGACAUCAUUGGAGAUAUUGAGAUUAGAUCGUUCCCAGCUGAAGAAAGUACCUUCUGAUCUUUGCCGACAAUGUCCGAAACUCAAAAGUCUUAACAUGAAAUCCAAUCAUUUGACGGAGAUACCAAAUUUACGAGACUGCAAUGAACUCCGCGUUUUAGAUUUAGCUAGUAAUAUGAUUUCCACGUUACCUGACGACGCCUUUAAAGGUCUAAAUAUGUUGCACGAUUUACUUUUGUCCCAUAAUAAUCUGCAAAAUAUCUCCAGCGACGCGUUCACCGGAUUACCUAGACUUCAGGUUCUAGAUUUAGAGAGCAAUUACAUCGAAUAUAUACAUCCCGACGCAUUUAGAGAAACAAAACGUUUACAGGACCUAAAUUUGGGAAACAAUAUUUUUCCUACACUGCCAAUAAGGGGUCUCGCGGGACUGUUACAUCUCAAGACGUUCAACAAUCCUGCCCUGCGUGAAUUUCCGUCACCCGAAAGAUUCCCACGUGUACAAACAAUGUUGCUGUCAUACGCUUAUCACUGCUGCUCGUUCCUAUCGAUCGAAGAAGUGGAGGAGUCUGCCACGAGGUCGCCGGUACGGGAAUCGAUUUUGUUUCCCACCGACGAUUUUGAUAGCAGUUUAUGGAACUCCACCUUUAGCGAUAUUUGGCCACAAUUGGAUAACUUGACCGACAAAUUUGGAUCGCAGAUAAAUGAACUUUGGGCUAACUUUGGUUCAGAUUUUACCUAUCCCGGAAACCUGCCUUCCUACGUAGAGGAUUAUUUCGAGGAUCUAGACUCACGAACGACAACUCGGACACUCGUACCCUCUCGCAUCCAAUGUUUGCCGCAACCCGGUCCUUUCCUACCAUGCCAAGACUUGUUCGAUUGGUGGACUUUACGGUGCGGCGUUUGGAUAGUCUUCCUGCUCGCCAUGCUCGGUAAUGGCACCGUAGUGUUUGUCUUGAUAUUUUCGAGAAGCAAAAUGGAUGUGCCGCGAUUUUUAGUCUGCAACUUGGCUGCUGCCGACUUCUUCAUGGGUGUCUAUCUAGGUUUAUUGGCCGUCGUCGAUGCAUCAACGUUGGGGGAAUUUCGAAUGUACGCGAUACCAUGGCAAAUGUCACCCGGAUGUCAACUGGCUGGUUUUCUAGGUGUCCUCAGCUCCGAAUUGAGCGUCUACACCCUCGCUGUGAUCACUUUGGAAAGAAACUACGCAAUAACGCAUGCGAUGCACUUGAACAAGCGGCUCUCGCUGAAGCACGCGGGUUACAUUAUGACGAUAGGCUGGUGCUUUGCUCUGUCAAUGGCUAGUCUACCGCUAUUAGGAGUUUCGGAUUACAGAAAAUUCGCCAUCUGUUUGCCAUUCGAAACCAACGGCAGCGCGGCGCUCGCGUACGUGGUAUUUCUCAUGCUCAUCAACGGAGUUGCCUUUCUGAUACUGAUGGGCUGCUACCUGAAGAUGUACUGCGCGAUACGCGGCUCUCAGGCGUGGAACUCGAACGACUCUCGUAUAGCGAAGAGAAUGGCUCUGCUCGUUUUCACCGAUUUUCUCUGCUGGUCGCCAAUAGCCUUCUUCUCCCUCACAGCGACCUUCGGAUUGCAAUUAGUGUCCCUGGAGCAGGCGAAGGUCUUCGCGGUGUUCAUCUUACCGCUCAACUCCUGCUGCAAUCCCUUCCUAUACGCGAUUCUUACAAAGCAGUUUAAGAAGGACUGCGUGUUGAUAUGCAAGGCGAUCGAGGAGUCUCGAGUGACCCGAGGUAUCGGCAGGUGCCGGCACAGUUCCAAUUUCAGCAAUCGGCAAACACCGGCGAACACCAACAGCCUGGUCGAUCGGUCGUCGCGGGAGAACCAGGGCCCGCUCCAAGCCGCUCCGUCGUGCGUCUGCGCGAAUUCCCGACUACUGGAAACUGGGAGCCGUUGCUCAUCCUACCGCUGGUGGAGCGCCGGCUCGAUCUUCUGGCCAUGCGCGCGCGACUCCAGGCACGCGCGUCACGCGCGCAGCGAUCAGUAUGCUUACCAGAUCGCCCAGAUCCAGCAGAAGCAGCACAAGCGCGCGUCCUCGGUAUCAUCCAGCGAGAACUUCUCCUCGUCCAGGUCGGACUCCUGGCGGCAGACACAUCACUGCGGCAUUCCGCUCCGGCUGCUGGACCCGAAACGCAGAGCCUCCUCCUGGCUGAUCACCAGGAAGCCGUCGCAGGACUCAAACCUGAGUUCGUCCCGGAAUGACUCCUCGGGCUCCGCAACCACUGCCAGCACCAGUACCUGGCGCAUCUCGAGAUCCAGUGCCUCUUUAGAGAUUAGCGCGCGUAGCAAUACGCCGAGGCCGGUUAGACCGAAGCCACGACUGACACGUCAACUCGCCAUUCAGGAACCCGAACCCCCGGGGUCCCCUGGUAGACUGGCCGUUAGAUUAUUGGCCACGAUACCUUCCGCAGCUGAGACCAGCGAUCAGCAAGACGAUGAGAAUGUACCGACAAAUUGAACAUUUCUAUUCCCGGUUCUAUUUUUAUGUAUUAUACACAAUACAUGAUGCGCGCGCGAUAUUUUUUAAUAAGUGUGUCAUUCUCAUCAGACGAAUUCUUUAACACAAAGUUCAGUAUUAACGAUCUUCGCUGGUAUACCUGUGUAGUUUGUAGCUAUAUGUACGUAUAUAUUUAUAUUUAUGGCAUUUUAUAUACAUCUUUAGAAUUGUUGCUUAAGCGAAGUAGAGUGCGCAAAAUGUGAGCAUAAUAGAGAUUUCAUAAACGGUGUAAUAUAUAAGAUGUCUCAUUUUAAAUGAUGACCUCAAAUAUCUUUUAAGUGAAGCAUUUUGGGGAAAAAUAUUUCAAACUAAAGUGAUAGAGUUCAAAGAGAACUAGUGGAUGAUUUUAUUGGAUUUUGGAUCGGGAGUUUAUUUUGGGUCCAGUAGAGCCCAAAAUACUUUUUUAAAAUUAGAACCCUUAUUUUUUAGUGCAGAUUUGGAUUCUAUGCCUCAAAAUAAAAAAAAUUGUUCUUUUUUGUUAAAUUCUGUCAUCCAAUAAGGCUCAAAACAUUGUUUAAAGUUAUUAUUAUGUAAUUCAUUACAAAACUUUUUUUGCAUACAGUCUUAAAAAUGUUGAGUUCAAAGCAGGCCAGUAGAUGAUCUUAUUAGAUUUUGGAUCAGGAGUUCAUUUUGGAUUCAGUAGAGCCCAAAAUAAUUUUUGUAAAUUAAAACCCCUAUGUUUUAAUGUAUAUAUUUGGAUUUUAUGCCUCAAAAUAAAACAAUUUUGUUCUUUUUUUGUUAAACUCUCCAAUAGGCCCAAAACAUUGUUUAAAGUUAUUAUAUUAUAUAUGUAAUUCAUUGCAACAUGUCGAUUUUUGGCAUAUAGUCUUAAAAAUGUUGAGUUCAAGAAAAAAUUGUUUUUGAGGUUUGAAAAUGACAAUCUGAUGGUUAAAUUGAAUAUUGGGUCCAUGUCCCAAGUUAAGGCCUAAUAAUACUCAAUAAUACUCAAUAAGACCCAGACCAAUUUUUUUAGAUGAAAUCCACCAAUUCUUAUCGCUCUGAUCCAGAUUUUACAGAUAUUCAAUUCAAACAGUUUUUGAAAGAUUGGUUAAAUUUUGGGUCUGAUUAAGCAGCUAUAAACUUUUGAUUGAAACAUUUUUCUAUAAAAUGCUUUAUUUAAAAGAUAUU